Messenger RNA from Phanerochaete carnosa HHB-10118-sp, 798 nucleotides. RefSeq lists its product as uncharacterized. The record is from RefSeq and is a predicted model, not a curated record. The transcript is spliced from 3 exons. Gene Ontology annotation, cellular component: Golgi membrane; trans-Golgi network. Gene Ontology annotation, biological process: Golgi to plasma membrane protein transport; Golgi to endosome transport; protein localization to Golgi apparatus. The coding region runs from base 45 to 638 and encodes 197 amino acids. NCBI's taxonomy places the organism in Eukaryota, Fungi, Basidiomycota, Agaricomycetes, Polyporales, Phanerochaetaceae.
CGACUGGAUGGGAUCCUGUACUCGUAGUAUCUCAAAUAAUAUCGAUGCAGACCUUGCAUUACCUUACUCUCGCCUUUCUCACUCCUCCUCUUCUUACUCUCUUCGCGGAGCCGUCCUCACUAGAGUAUGAAGGUGGCGCAGCCAAUGUUGGGAUGAUAAUGGACUGGAGACACAUGGCAGGAAAGCCAACGUCAACAACGGCGGACCCGUGGGCAACCCUCAACAGUGUAUGGAGUGGUGGGAGGCAGGUUGGCGUCGGUGAGGUUGAGGACCGUUGGAACACUCAAUUAGACCCCAGGCGAGGUUGGAUUAUUGCCGCAUGCUGGAUUGGCGCGUCCUGUGUGAACGUGUUCUACCUCUAUACUCUUGUCCGCCGCCCACGCCUUAUCCUCGACUUCACGUUGACACUACUCUUCAACCACUUGCUGCUGACGACCUACUACACCGCAUCUGUGCCGACCUCUCUGUUCUUUUGGCUCAUCAUGGCUGCGUGCGCGAUAUUGAUGGUCGCCGCGACUGAGCAACUGUGCGUACGCCGUGAAAUGCGCGAAGGCUUAACGGUGAUUUCGGGGACAACCUCGCGUGCCAGGGAAGCUGGGGACGAGGUCGAAAUGGGCAGCCUAUUGCGGAGAGACUAGACUUUACAACUUCACGGGAUGUACGUCCUUCCGCAUUACUUCUGUUUUACCUCUUAAAACCUGGCCGAGUACUUCUAGAGAGAUGUAAUCUACACUGAAUUUGGUCACGCAUAUUUAUUUAAGACUCGCAUGUUUUUCACUGUCUGGGUUCGGAGUUAAC